UCCUCCCUUUCUCUACCUUUCUCUUCCUUCCCUAUCCUCCCUACCCACCCCUACCCCGCCCAACCUGGAAAGAGGAAAAUGCAUUGAGUCUUCACUGGGUUGGUGCCUGCCCUAUCUGGAUCCCCAACAAAACUCCUUUGUAGCCAUCCCCAGGAAGCUGGUACUCCGAGGUUCUCAGAACACAUACCCAUCUCCUCGUGGUUCAUCUGAGUCUACUGUAUCUUGAGCCUCAAAUGCUUGCAGGUGAACAGAAAACCCAGAGUGCACAAGGCUCAGAGCUGGUACUGCUGCUCUGGGCUUCAGGCUUGGCAGCCGAGCCCUCCCACCCUCAGCUGUGGGCUAGAACCACAUCAUGCAUUUUGUAGUAUUAUAGAACUGCUGCAGCAGCUGGUGUCCCAAGAACCAUCCAUCUCCCUGUGCUGAUGGCUGCUGUAUUUCCAUCUCCAGCCCUGACUCUAGAGCCCUCCUCGAUGCCUGCUGUUCUGCACCUCAGUGAAGGAUCCUCAGUGCUUUAAAUUACAGCUUCUCAAAUAUGCAUCCACCUGAUCCCUGCACUGACUCCUUUCUUGUUCUUCCUAUCUGAGCCCUGUCCCAGCAUCCCCCACACCCUAUAGACUGCUCUGAUGGCGUCUCCAGCUGCUCUUCCAGAGGACCUGGGUUCAAUUCCCAGCACCUAUAUGACAACUUACUUACAGAUUGGAGUCUGUAACUCCAAUCCAAGGGAUCUGAUGCCAUCUUCUGGUCUCUACGGGCACUAGGUACACACAUGAUACACAGUCAUACAUUCAGGUAAAAUGCCCAUGCACGUAAAAUAAAUAAAUAAAAAGAAAAAAGAUAAAUAAUACAGAGCAGGCACAGGUCACUUAGCAAGGUCAAGGCCCGCAGGGCAUCACAAAAAACACCAGCAAGAUGGAUGGCACCAGCAAUGUCUCACUCACUCAUGAUGACAGCACACUGGGCCUGGCAGAGUACAAGGUGGUCUCAGUCUUCCUAGUGCUCCUGGUGUGCACCAUGGGCAUCGUAGGCAAUGCCAUGGUGGUCCUGGUGGUGCUGACCUCACGUGACAUGCACACACCCACCAACUGCUACCUGGUCAGCCUGGCUGUAGCUGACCUCAUUGUGCUGGUGGCUGCGGGGCUGCCCAAUGUCUCUGACAGCCUGGUGGGGCACUGGAUCUAUGGACAUGCUGGCUGCUUGGGCAUCACCUACUUCCAGUAUCUAGGCAUCAAUGUUUCCUCCUGCUCCAUCCUGGCCUUCACUGUGGAGAGGUACAUUGCCAUUUGCCACCCAAUGAGAGCACAGACUGUGUGCACUGUGGCCCGGGCCAGACGGAUCAUUGCAGGCAUUUGGGGGGUCACAUCCCUCUAUUGCCUACUCUGGUUCUUCCUGGUGGACCUCAAUGUCCGUGACAACCAGCACCUGGAAUGUGGCUACAAGGUGUCCCGAGGCCUCUACCUGCCCAUCUACCUGCUGGACUUCGCUGUCUUCUUCAUUGCACCCUUGCUGGGGACCCUUGUGCUCUAUUGCUUCAUUGGGAGGAUCUUAUUUCAGAGCCCAUUGUCCCAGGAACCCCAGCAGAAGGAGAGGCAGCCCCAUGGACAGAGCGAGGGUACACCAGGCAACUGCUCUAGGUCUAAGAGCUCCAUGUCCUCCAGGAAGCAGGCCACCAGGAUGCUGGCCGUGGUCGUGUUGCUAUUUGCAGUGCUGUGGACCCCCUACCGCACACUGGUGCUGCUCAACUCCUUCCUGGCCCAGCCUUUCCUGGACCCCUGGGUCCUGCUGUUCUGCCGCAUCUGUGUUUACACCAACAGCGCCGUCAACCCUGUCAUCUACAGCCUCAUGUCCCAGAAGUUCCGGGCGGCCUUCCUGAAACUCUGCUGGUGCAGAGCAGCUGGGCCCCAGAGGUGUGCAGCAGGCGUCCCCACCAGUAACUUCAGUGCUGCCCAGGAGACCUCUCUAGGAACUGAGAAGAUGCAGCCGGGCUCCAGUGAAGUCUCAGGUCUGACAGCAGCUGGUUCCCUGCAUUGCCAACAAGAGCCCCACUUCAGUGUGCUUUGAGGACUCCUGCCUGGACCUGACUCCACUUCCUGGGUUGGCUUACUCUCUGGCAUGGUUGACAUCUUCUCUGAGCACUGGCCGACCAUCAGGAGAGGGGCAGGCAGGUCCUUGCUUCUGGGUCUCCAGAGGUUCCUUUACCAUGAAGGAGGAUACUGGAACCCUCU
Molecule: messenger RNA, 2222 nt
Organism: Mastomys coucha (southern multimammate mouse)
Lineage: Eukaryota; Metazoa; Chordata; Mammalia; Rodentia; Muridae
Product: thyrotropin-releasing hormone receptor-like
Exons: 4
Coding region: 910-2058 (382 amino acids)
Biological process (GO): phospholipase C-activating G protein-coupled receptor signaling pathway
Cellular component (GO): membrane
Molecular function (GO): thyrotropin-releasing hormone receptor activity
Source: RefSeq, a predicted model, not a curated record